Macadamia integrifolia is the source of this 426-nucleotide messenger RNA. RefSeq names its product S-protein homolog 5-like. The coding region runs from base 1 to 426 and encodes 141 amino acids. NCBI's taxonomy places the organism in Eukaryota, Viridiplantae, Streptophyta, Magnoliopsida, Proteales, Proteaceae. The transcript has a single exon. The record is from RefSeq and is a predicted model, not a curated record.
AUGGGUGGUUCCAGAAGUAUCAUUCCUGUUCUGAUCAUAGUUGGUGUGAUGAUGGAGUACUCGUCACCUUGGGUUUGUGGGUGCUUCACUACUCCAAGAAUUCAUGUUAGAGUGCAAAACAAAUUGGGUGAAGGAAAGAAAUUGUAUUUGCACUGUGCAUCAGCGGACGACGAUCUUGGAAAGCAAUCACUGGACUUCAAUCAGGAAUUCACAUGGACCUUCUGUCAAAAUAUUUGGACUUCCUCUCUCUUCUAUUGUGACUUCUCAUAUGUAAGGGAUGGAAAAAAUGUAAGCACUCAUGGAGACGUUUAUUUUGCAGAAAGAGAUUAUUGCACAGACUGCACUUCUCUUGUUGGAUCUCAAGAGGUUUAUGUUGUAGACACAAAGAACCCUAGUGACUCCAAACUUGUAGCAAAAUGGCCUUAG